GCUUCAUCACCACAGGAUCUUGCACAGAACGCUCUGGAGGAGUGCUUGACACAGGAUUGUGAGUGCGGACCUUCUUGGAAACUUAAUCAUCAGAACGAGUACGAGACGCAGAACGAGUCGAAGCCUCACGAAGAAUUGUCCUUCAGCGGCUUUUUGCUUGAGAACAAAUCGUUCAUAGUUGCAGAGAUUGGCGACAAGUCUUUAUGGAACCAAAAAUCCAUAUGGAAGAAAAGAUUCAUCACAGUCGCAGAAAAGACGAUUGGAGAAAAUCAGUUCAUUGAAAGGUUAAAAAAUGAACAGCCGAGCAGAGAACUAUGGCUUGACAUCGAAAACAGCCAGCAAUCAUUCAUUAUGAAAGAAAAACAGGGACUAUUUCAUCCCCACCUUUUUAAAACUGCACAGCUAAGGAUCAAACGGAAGGCUGACAUGUGCUCAGUUGAUAUUCUUGAAAAAUCUACCUCCAAUCAAUAUCAUGAAGUCAUGGGACUUUAUGAUGGUGAUCCAAGGAAAAAACCACGAAAUGAAGAUGUUUAUGACAAUAAUGGAGAAGAGCUACUGAGAUAG
Molecule: messenger RNA, 564 nt
Organism: Paraglomus occultum
Lineage: Eukaryota; Fungi; Glomeromycota; Glomeromycetes; Paraglomerales; Paraglomeraceae
Source: the annotation of a GenBank genome assembly